CAUUUUACAUGUUCCUCGUUUACCGUUUAAUCUUAUGUCUGUGAGCCGCAUUACAAAAUCUUUAAAUGUACAGUCACAUUUCUUCCUCAUAACUGUGUUUUUAAGGAUCUCAAGAUGGGGAGGAAGAUUGGUGGGGGCACUGAGCGAGGUGGCCUAUAUUACCUAACUGAUCCUCAACCUACAGCUCUUCAGGCAUCCGAAUCUCCCUACCAACAGCACUGUCGUCUUGGUCAUCCCUCUCUUUAGAGUCUGAAGCACCUUGUGCCCUCCUGUCGUUCCAUUAAUAAGUUGGUCUGUGAGGUCUGCGAGUUUAGUAAACACCGUAGACACUUUUUUACCUAGGGUUGAGCGUCGUGCGUCACAUCCUUUUCAGUAAGUCCUUUCAAACAUUUGGGGGCCUAUUCAUGUACCCAGUGUUUCUAGUUUUCAGUAUUACGUUAUUUUUGUGGAUGAUUUUUCUCGUAUCACAUAUCUUUAUUUAAUGAAAGAGCGAUCUGAAUUGAAAUCUGUUUUUCAAAUUUUUUACAUGGAAGUCAAAAAUCAAUUUGAUACUUGUGUUAAGAUAUUUCAUUCAGAUAAUGCCCGCGAAUAUUUUCACCAUCUACUUUCUCAGUUUUUUACUGAUCAUGGCUUUGUUCACCAAUCGUCGUGCUCUCGAACUCCACAGCAAAAUGGAGUUGCUGAGCACAAGAUUAGGCACUUAUCUGAGGUCAUGCGAGCUCUAUUAUUUCAAAUGCAGGUCCCUAUGUCCUAUUGGAGUGACGCCGUUCUCACUGCAUGUUACCUAAUCAAUCGUAUGCCUUCUAUGGCCUUAGGUGGUCAGAUCCCCCAUACGGUCUUAUUUCCUGGUCAACCUCUCCAUCCUCUCCCUCCUCGGAUUUUUGGGUGUACCUGUUAUGUUCACGCUCUUGACCCUGAUCAGAGUAAACUUGAUCCUUGGUCUUUUAAGUGUAUCUUUUUGGGCUACUCACACCCAAAAAGGAUAUCGAUGUUACUCUCCUAUUUUACGUCGUCACUUUGUCUGUGCUAAUGUCACGUUCAAUGAGUCGUUGCUGUAUUACUCGAAUCCUGUUACUACCACCGACCUUCUUCCGCUUGAGUCUGUAUUACCCAUGGCUAUUCUUACUGGCCCUGUUUCACCCAACCCUUUGCAGGUAAAUGUUCGUUGUUUCCCCGCACCAGCACCGCCUCCGCCUCCUCCACCGCUCCAGUCUGCCGAACUCUCCGUGUCCACACCUUUGUCUUCUCCCCCGUCGCCAGAUCCGCCUACUCCUCGUUAUCCGACGUCCACCGGUAAAAUAUGGUUAUACUACUACCUCGAGCACUUUUCAUCCUAUUUCUUGAUUCAUCUCUUAUGCUCAUCUCUCUCCUUCCCUUCGUGCUUUCACUACUACUGUUUCCUCCGUUUCUAUUCCUAACAAUGUUCAGGAGGCCUUAUCCCGGUCUGAGUGGCGAAAAGCUAUGGUGGAUGAAAUGUCUGCUCUUCAUACAAAUGGCACAUGGGAGUUGGUUACUCCUCCUACAGGAAAGUCUACUAUUGGCUGUCGUUGGGUCUAUACUGUCAAGUAUCUUCCUGAUGGCACUGUUGAGCGUCACAAAGCUCGCCUAGUUGCGAAAGGCUACACCCAGGCUUAUGUUGUUGAUUAUUCUGAUACGUUCUCUCCUGUUGCCAGGCUUUCCUCUGUGCGGAUUCUUAUUUCUCUUGCCGCCAAUCUUGGUUGGCCGUUGUUUCAGCUUGAUGUCAAAAAUGUCUUUCGCCGCGGCGAUCUCCAGGAAGAAGUUUAUAUGGAGCAACCACCUGGAUUUGUUGCUCAGGGGGAGCAUCAUAAGGUAUGUCAUCUUCGCAAGGCACUUUAUGGACUUAAGCAAUCUCCUAGAGUGUGGUUUGGCAAGUUUAGUGAGGCUGUUUUGAGGUUGGCAUGCGUCGAAGUCAAUCCGAUCAUUCUGUAUUUUCCCUUAUGUCAACUCGAGGGAAAGUAUUGCUCAUUGUCUAUGUUGAUGACAUUAUUACUGGAGAUGAUCAGAAAGGGAUCAAAGACCUAAAACAGUUCUUACAUGGUCAGUUUCACACUAAAGACUUGGGUAAGCUACGGUAUUUCUUGGGUAUUGAGGUAGCAAGGUCUAAGGAUGGGAUUAGUUUGUCCUAGAGGAAAUAUGUGUCGGAUAAUCUAGAAGAGACAGGUUUGUUGGGUGCCAAGCCUAUGGAAACUCCAAUGGAUCCUAAUGUCAAACUUUGUGUUGAUCAAGGGGAGGAGUUUUCUCAUCCAGACCACUAUCGUCGCUUGGUUGGUAAGUUGAAUUAUCUUAUCAAUACCCGUCCUGAUAUCUCGUUUGCUGUUAGUAUGGUGAGUCAGUUCAUGUCUGCUCCUCGUCUUCCACAUUGGGAAGCUUGUAUUCGCAUUGUGAAGUAUCUUAAGGCUCAUCCUGGACAUGGUUUAUUUUACCGUUCCAAUGGUCAUCUGCGCGUUGAGGCGUUUACUGAUGCAGAUUGGGCAGGGUCACCUUCUGAUAGACGUUCAACAACUGGUUACUGUACUUUUGUUGGUGGCAACCUAGUUACCUGGAAGAGUAAGAAGCAGACUGUGGUUGCAAGGUCUAGUGCGGAAGCAGAAUAUCGUGCUAUGGCUCAUACUACAUGUGAGGUUGUUUGGCUGAGAACAUUUCUUGAGGAGCUAGGAUUUCAGGUGCAAUUGCCCAUUCCUAUGUACUGUGACAAUCAGGCGGCGAUACAUAUUGCCUCAAAUCCGGUGUUUCAUGAGAGAACCAAGCAUAUUGAGGUAGUUUGUCACAUUGUUCGCGAGAAGAUUGACAGUGGUAUAUUAGCUACUCCGUUUGUGUCUACCGGAGCCCAAUUGGCCGAUAUCUUCACCAAAUCAUUGUUCAAACCACGUUUAGAAUUGUUAUGCAACAAGCUGGGAUUUUGUGAUAUUUAUUCUCCAGCUUGAGGGGGAGUGUUAGAAUAGUUUAGUCCCUCGUCGAGUAGUCAUGUUAUGUAAUAGGUCUCGACAUAAUAUAAAUAAAGCUCUUUAUGUGUUAGGGUUAAUUUAACACCCUAUACACUUAUUCUCUCUCUUUCUAAACAACACAAGGCUAUAAAGAGUCCCGGCCUUUCCUUAACAGGACCCUCCGAGGCCUAUGAAAGGAGGGUUGCUCUCUAAGUAGUAUUCAUUCGAUCUCAACUCCAGAAACCCUGCUGCUCUCAAUGUCAGCAACUCUAUCCCUAGCCAGUCUUGUUUUUCACCCUAAAACAGCCUCUACAACACCUGUCAAUCCAUUUUUCGCAAUCUACGUCUUCUCAGUAAUAAUCUCAAAGAAUUCUUCACAUAAAGGGCGACUAGGAGGGAACAAGACAUGAUAUUUA
This is a messenger RNA of Rhododendron vialii, 3361 nucleotides long. RefSeq names its product secreted RxLR effector protein 161-like. The transcript has a single exon. The coding region runs from base 2202 to 2945 and encodes 247 amino acids. Lineage: Eukaryota; Viridiplantae; Streptophyta; Magnoliopsida; Ericales; Ericaceae. The record is from RefSeq and is a predicted model, not a curated record.